CCGAGCAUUCACUGCCUUAGCAACCGCGGAGUGAGACCGAGGCGCGGCCGGGUGAGAGGUCAGCAGGAGAGACACCGAGCCAGGCAACGGGCGGCGGCUCGGAGUCACCGGGAGGAGCGCAGGCCGAGAUUUCCAGGAAGACGACCAAGGAUUUAAAAGGGGUACGAGCAGCUGUCGCCCUUCUAGGCUUCACCAAAGAUGUCUACCAAAACAACCAGCACAAAUAACAUAGCACAAGUACGGAGAACCGUCCAGCAGCUGAAAGUGGAGGCGUCCAUAGAGAGAAUAAAGGUUUCCAAAGCAUCAGCCGACCUCAUGCGCUACUGUGAUGAACACGCCAAGAACGACCCUUUACUCGUGGGCAUUCCUGCCUCAGAAAACCCCUUCAAGGAUAAAAAGCCGUGCAUUAUAUUGUAGUAUCCAGCGCGAACAUCUCCACCGUCUCUCGUCACUUACACCGAGCAGAUCCUUACUCCCAUGAUACCCAGGGGUUCUGGUUUCCACAUAAAAAGAAACAAAAUAGAAAAAAAAUAAUGCAAACUCUUUAAUCUAUACCAAUGAAUAAUUUUUUCCCCCCCUUUUUUUUUAGUCUUUUCUUAACCAUACUUCUUCUUUUCGGGACUGGGGGCGGUCAUUUUUGUUGUAUUUCAUGAUUUUUUUAAUUUUUUUUCUUUAAUGUGCAGUGUCUACUCCUCUAGUCUACGUGUUGCUAGGAAAAUUCUUAUCGAGACCAAAGUUGCUUCCGUUUUCUGCACAGAUUAGCGCUGCAGAAUGCAAAUAGUGAAGUGCAACUCGAAGUCCGUUGCCAUAGACCUGACCUUUUCUCAUUCCAAGGCCUUUGCCCGGGUCCAUUUUUAUCUUCUAAAUCCAGAAAAUCUUUAAUUACUUGAACCCAUUGCUCAUGUAGACUAGGCAACCAUUUUGCAGAAUCUGUCUAGCCAGAGGCCCCCCCCCCCCCCCCUCCUUCGAUAGUUCCUAUAGGUUCUGUGCUAGUCGGGCCACAGAAUGACUGCUGAUGCUGAGUGUAGGCACUGGAGGUACUUCAAGGCACCGUAUAUGACCACUCUACAUUCCCUUUACUCAUGCAUAGAGUAUUUUACGGACCCUUGGCGACGGUUGGCACUCCAGUCCAAAUUUUUGUUUAUUAGGUGGUGCUAGCAUCCCACCGGAGAAGCAAACGGGCAAAGGCCUGUACAGAAAAUCCAUAUAGACGCUGACCUAUCUGGAAGCCCCAUCCACCUGUAAUUAGAGCCAUGUAGCACGAGGGACAGUUUUAUUUUGUUUUACCAAAGAAGUUCCAUGCUCUAUCUGCAUCACUUACGAGAGCGGUGACCGCCGGGGAGGAUCUUAUGCUCUUACGCUUGGAAGCCUUGACUUGCAGAUUUGCAUUACGGACAGUAUUGCAUUGCUCCUGAAGGAGCGCGACACAAGAUUAUUGCAGCAUCAUUUACGGAUCCCUAAGGCCCAGGCUGUUAACCAAUGCCAGUCAGCUGCAGGACAAUCCUGCCUGGCUCCAUGCAAACCAACAGGCUGGAAACCUGGCGUGACGAGCCCGGGCCCGACGUCUCCUCUAUCACCAGUGUUUAGUAUUGGUCCCACCAUGGGGGUCACCUAAGAUGUCUCCAUCCUUCUCAUCACGUUGGUUCUUGUUUCAUCUUCACGUCAGUGUUUUAUAGCCAAGUAUUGAAACCAUGAAGCCAAAGGACUUUUUUUGCACUCGGUUCCUCGUCAACGGUUUUUAAAAGAAACACCUACCCCCAUCAUAAACACAAGCCUAAAAUCAGCCAAGAAAAUUGUGCCGAAAAAUUAUAUAUUUUUUUGCGUCAUAUCCUUUUAACUAAAGCCGGUGCUUCGAGAUAACGCCAUGAACCGUAGAAACUCCCUACGUAGUGAGAAGACUCCAGUCUGUUUCUAUUAGAAAGCCUCCUCCGUGUGUAUUUUUUUUUUUUUAAUUGGUGAAGCAUUUUAUGACAUGGUAAACGGGGGGCGGGAUGUUUUUUUUUGUACGAGGUGCUAAUGUGAUGUCCUGUGAGGGCGGGCGGUUGUUUCUGUCGAUGUGAGAAUUUCUAGUACACUCCUCAUGUGCCAUAGUGGUGGCUAUUGUAUAUAUGUAUUCAUGGCUUGCCAGGACAGAGAGGGUUAACGCAUUCUACACUACGUUCUAGGGGUAUGAUGGGUGUUGUAGUCCAACGCCUGGUUGGUUAAGGAUCGCUGUGUUUUUAAUUAAAAAUGAUCCGUAUUACAAUGGCUGCCGAUGUAUUUUACACACCACUGGGUGUUCUGUCCUCGACCCUCUUCUCAGACCAGCCAUUUUGUGGGCCGCAUCGAUGGCCGGAACAAUCGUGGAAGCCAUUUUAUUUUUUUUUAUUUUUUUUUACAAGCCCCCUUGUGCCAUUGUAUAAUGGAUGUGGGCUUGCACAAAAUGGCUGCUCAGGGGGUGCAAGGAGAAGGUAUAUUUCUAGGGGGGGGGGGGGGUCUUAUCAUGACACUUUAUAAAAUAAUAUACUUUAUAUGGAGUAUACGGGCGUUUUAUUGGGGGGUUGUAUGACCACUAACAGACCAAAAUAUGGGAACGCAGAUCCUCGUGUGGAGAGGUUGUCUAUAAAUCCAGUCAGGUCGCUGCUUUAAUUUUUUAAAGAAAAAAAAAAAAAGUUUGAUUCUGGUUCCUAGGGACUUGAUUUAGUUUGGUUGCUAGGGGAUUGAUUGGUUGCUUAGGGACUUGGUUUCCAGGGGGCUUGUUUCCCAUAGCAACCAGUCACAGUGCAGCUUUCAUUUCUCGAAUGCAGAAUGAAAGCUGUGCUGUGAUUGGUUGCUUUGGGCGACCGUUUCCCACUCCGGUUUAGCCAGUUUGAUCUGAACACUGGUUUCCAUGGGCAACAAGGUUGAUCUUCUUUUUUUCUUUUCUUUUUUUUUUUUUUUCCACAACGAUCCUGGUUUUAACUCUUUCCCCUCUAUAUUAGUCCAUAGGAUGCAAGCCAUACCCCCCCACUAGCAGUAAUGGCAGCGCCGGGGGUCACUUCUAAUCUGUGCUCUGCUGAUAAGAUUAUACGUGUUUUGUGACACAAAGCCAAACUAGGAAAUAACCGCAAGAAUCGAGGAGAACGGCGAGAGGACUGUGUGUGUGGUGUAAUCAACCGUAUAGCAGGGAUUGUGCUAAUGGAUGAUGGGAGUAGUGACUGGGACCAGGCAUCGUCUUCUGGGGCGGAGGGCGGUGGGAUUUAGUCAGGAAUGCUCCUGUCCUUCCAUCGUAGGACCUGUGUGAACUGGGCCCCAUGAAGGGAAGUUUCACUAAAUCGAGGACUAGUAGCCGUUCUGAUCCAGGUGAGGGGGAAGGUGACAAAAUGGCAGCCAUCACCCUGAGAGUGGUCGUUACGUAAAUGGAGGGGAGAAGAAUGGGGGAGGGAUAUUUAUCAUGAGGGUUAUAUUUGUAGUCCAUUUUCUGUCAGUCUGCGCUGGAGUACUUUGCGCCAAAUUUAAUCAAACGGCACGUGUUAAAUUGGACUUUUCUUUUAACCUAAGACUUUUGUCUAGAAAAGCUCCUCCAGUUUUCUGCUCCCCCUCCCCCCUCGCUGGAGAGUGGCUUUGGGACUUCUUUUUGUGACUUGGACCCAGUGAAAGUCGGAAAAAAAUAUAUAUAUUUUUGCAACCAUUUUGGAAACCAUUCUGGAGUACAGAGCGCGAUAAAUUCCCCCAAGGUGUUAUGGGAUGCAUCAGUAUAUAUUUAUAAUGGGUGAAAGGAGGACUAAUCGCACACCGAUCACAGGCUGCAGCGGACAUGAGUGCAGAUGGCAGCCGAUCGAUCGGUGGUGAUGCCUAUCCUGUGACUCUCCAGUGGUUGAAAAACUGCAGACCAUGCUGGGAGUUGUAGUUUACUAAAAGCUGGAGAACGAAACACCACUGCUGUAGACCAUGUAUUCAUCCCUUGUGUUGGACCCAUAAGGACUUGACAAUAGGUGGGUCACAAAGUGUCUCCCUGCAGGGAACCCCAGCGAUCAGCUGUGGAGAAAGCUGGCAAUACGUGUUCAGUUUCCCCACAGUGCCACAGCAGGGGAGACACGGUAUUACACGGUGUCCGUUCAAAUCAAUGGGUUGCCUGUGUAAGGCAGGACAGGACGGGUCCUCCAGCACGUGACGCUCUUUGUAACCGCUCUCCACUCUAGCCAAACGAUCCUGAAAAAAACGACUCUGCUCUAUUAACCCAGAAUUCCAUAAAAGGGGCGGGCUUUGUAAAACCUUCAUCCAUUUAUGCAAGUGCCACUGAACAGGAAUGUACCGCUCCAUCCUAGCGGACUAAACGUAGAAAUACCUUGCAGUGGCGGGUAUCCUCUACACCAAUAAUCUCUGAUCCCUGAGCCAAUGCCAAGGAUGGACUUAAAAUCUUAAGGAUUGGCCACUGAUUGUCUCCGUAGUCUACUGCUACGGCCGUCCGCCAUCUUGACAAAGCACCUUCCCAGUCCUACUACACAUUCCUGAAGCCACCAGUGGCAUCUAUGUAUUAUGUCUAAAACGCUAUUUGCCAUUUUGGGGGGGGUGGAUUAAAAAAAGAGUAAAUAAAAAUGAUCUUUUGCGCCACGAAAAAAAAGAAAAAAAAAAACGUUGAAUGUGAUUUUAAUUUUUUUUCUAAAUCAUGAUGCAACAUUGUGUUCAGUUGUGUUUUUUACCCUGUGAGAUGAUUGGUGGAUUUAUGUUUUUUUUUUUUUUUUUUUUAUAUUAUUAUUAUUAUUAUUCCUUAGAGCUGUGGUGCUGCAUGGCAUUGUGAGGGGUCUAUUCAGAGACCCCCGGGAGGGGCGUACGUUGCGUUUUCUCCUCAUCGUGUUUAGCAAAUAUUUUUGAAUCCUCAAAAAUAAAUAAAUAAAUAAAUCUGCUGAUCUUCUAGAGGACGACUCCUUUCUUUUUAUUCUUCAGCUAUUUUUGUAAUCUAUAUUUUUCUAAACUGACAGAUUCACAGUAAAUUUAGACAUUUUCAACAGGAUUUGUAUUUUUGUUUUUUCGUAUCGCCCCUUUCGGGUGCCAGUGGGGCUCAGGAAGCAUGGGCAGGCAUGUAACGCUGGCACCUGAGGGGUUAUUGCUGUUUGUAAUGAGAAUUGUGAAGCAUCUUGUUUGGCAGCAAACAAACCCAGCACCGACGCGGCGGCCAUUUUGUUGUUGGGGUUGGCCUUUUUUUUUUUUUUUUUUUUUUUUAAGCCUGGAAGUACACGAGUUGUCUACAGCCAUAUCAGAUCACUUUCAGGUUAGAAUUUAGAAAUAAGAUGGAUUACGAUUGGUUGAUAUGAGCAGCACCUUCGCCAUCAUGGCCUCCUUUAUGAAAACCCCAAAAAUGGCCACCAGUAGUUAAAGUUGAGGUUUCCUUCACCCCAGUUGUUUUUUGGGAAUCCUUGGCUUCUCCUUCAUUAUCCACCCAUUGUCUUAAAGGGGUUGUCCAGAAUAACUAAACCUUCUAAAAUCUCCCUAAAAAAACAGCACCACACCAGUCACUGGGUUAUGCCUGGUAUUGCAACUCAAGAAAAGUGAGGUGUAUCUGCAGUACCAUGCACAACCUGCUGCAGGUGUGGCGCUGUUUGUAGAAGAAAGCAGGUGUUUUUCUAAUUUUGGACACCCCCUAUUAAAGGUUUUUUCCCAAAAGGUCAUUAGGGGUCUGACUCAGCUGCGGCCUCUUCGUAGUGUACACCAUAUAGUGGCCAUGCCAGGUACUGCAGCUCAGGCCCAUUCAUUUAGAUAGGAUUGGCCCAAGCACCGCAACCCUUUCAAACAGCUAAUAGGAGGGGGCACCAACCACAAAAUGGCCUCCGCCCACAUCGUCUGUCGCUGCCCUGUUUGCUUUGCUGAUGAUGCAUUUAAAAAAAAAAAAAUUGAAAAACUUUGUUUUUAUCUUUUUAUUGCUGAAAUUGCGAGCUGUAACCCAUCAGUAUAAAGUCCACAAUCCGUGCCGUGUCCCCGGGCUGUCGGUGAAAUGCUUUUUGUAUGAUUGUGUGUUUUAUGUUCUACCAGAAUGGUUCUCAUUUCGCAAGACGCAGCAGAUUGUGACUCUGUAAAAACUUUACCGUGCAAAUACAUCAAAGUUGUAGCCAUUUA
Bufo gargarizans (Asiatic toad) is the source of this 6072-nucleotide messenger RNA. It is a transcript of the gene GNG12, whose product is annotated as G protein subunit gamma 12. Lineage: Eukaryota; Metazoa; Chordata; Amphibia; Anura; Bufonidae. Gene Ontology annotation, cellular component: heterotrimeric G-protein complex. The transcript has 4 exons. Bases 199 to 417 code for a protein of 72 amino acids. The record is from RefSeq and is a predicted model, not a curated record. Gene Ontology annotation, biological process: G protein-coupled receptor signaling pathway. Gene Ontology annotation, molecular function: G-protein beta-subunit binding.